UGUGUAGUAUAAGAUGUGUUCAGUUCAGUUCAGGCAUGUGUUCUCGGAACGGGAGGCUUUUAGCAACCAUUUAAAGUGCGAAUGAAUCACGUUUUUCGAAGUAAAGUUUUUAUUUUGUCGAGGGUGGUUUAUAUCCACUUUCUAAUUCCCGAUCUUGGAUCCAUUCGCGGGAUAUAACAGAUUUCCUGCGCUGCAAGCACUUCGCAGACACUCAAUGAGCGAAUGUCCUGGGAGAUGGAAGCUGGAGAAAAUAAAAUAUCCGUGUGGGUUUGUCGAGAGGAGAAGCUCGUGUCGGGUUUGUCAAAACGUACCACUUGUGCUGACGUUAUUAAGGUACUUCUGGAGGACCAGAACUUCCAACAGCGUGUGUCCGCCGCGAUGCUUUCGGGGUCUCCUCAGUCUUACUGCAUUGUUGAGAAAUGGAGAGGAUUUGAAAGGACCUUACCGAACAAAACAAAGAUCCUUAGACUGUGGAACGCGUGGGGAGAAGAGCAGGAGGACGUCAGAUUUGUCCUGGUAAAGAGCGAGGCGUCGUUACCCAACAACGGACCGAGGAGCGCAGAGGCGCGCGUAGUUCUUAGCAAAGACAGCCCGUGCGUGUACAAGGGGACAGCAGGCGUGACAAUGGCGUUCUCACGGGACAAGCAACGGAGAAUUGUCAGAAAAGCCUUUAGGAAACUAGAAAAAAUCAACAAGAAAAGAGCGCAGGUUGUAUCCAAGGACACGUCCUCAGUGGAGAAGAUGGAGACUCUAGUGCAUCUGGUAAUUUCUCAAGAUCACACCAUCCGCCAGCAGGUCCAGAGGAUAGAGGAGCUGGACCGGGACAUUGACAGGUAUGAGGCGAAAGUGCAUUUUGACAGGAUGCAAAUGCAUGGCAUCAAUUAUGUUCAGGAAACAUACUUGGUCGACACAAAUUCGGAAGGGCACUCUCUCCACGAGGGGGAUAAAGCAGCUUCGGCAGAGGUCCUUGCACAAUUUGAGGAAUAUGCCAAAAAAUGCGAAGAGGUGAUUAAAAUUCAAGAGGAGCUGGCUGAGCGCGAGGCACUUCUGGACAGCAUCACCGCUCAGAUUCAGGAGGAACUGAAUCAGAGGUGGAUGAAGCGAAGACAAGAAGAACUUGCAAAUAAGGAGUCGGACUUCAGUUUAGGUGACGACACCAUUAGAGUUACCAAGGCCGACAAUCCCAUCGAGAACGAGUUACUCUUGGAGGAAGAGCAGAUUAAAACGGAGCUGGACGCGAGUUUGUACAUCGGGCUGAGGUUGAACACGGAUUUGGAGGCUGUUAGGAAUGAUUUGGACUUGGCACAGGAGAUGUGGGGGGCUAAGGAGAAAGAACUGAGGAAUCUACUAGAAAAAGUGGACUCGUUGGAUUCGGGCGAGCAGAGUGAAACCGCGGCUGGGCUGCAAGAGGGCGAUGUGGCACACACGGAGCCUGCUGGCGAAACCCCCAUGCAGCCGCACAGCGGCUGGGUAGAGCAGGCACGGGGACUCGCUCAGUCCUGCAACAGCAAUGAUGACGAUUCAGACACGGGACUCAGUUCUAUGCACAGCCAGGACUCGGAUGUCACACGUGUUUGCGAGUCUUUAGUAUAACAAUGCAAACCCGAAUACCUCAGGGACAGGGUACCAAACAGUGUGUAUGUGACCAUCAUCUGAACCUUUGACAUGUCUGGGUAAACAAAAGCAACACAGAGAUUCUAGCAACGUAUAUGCACUUAGUAAUUAUAUUACUGAGUAGGAUUUGGUUACGCUUCUUGGUGAGCAUUUGUAUGUGAACUUUAUACUUAGCUUUAUACUGUUGAGUAAAUCAGUAUUAAUUUUUAUAUGGUACAAUCUACGUUUCACAGUGAAAAUGAACCUUCUAUCUUUGACAUUUCCUUUAAAAGCAGACCAGAAUUAAACUUUUAGAAUGCUGGUGCGAUUUGUGAAUAAAGUAAGUUGUCAGAAUCAAACAAAGUCUGAUGCUAUAUGGUAGCAAACGUUUACAA
This is a messenger RNA of Electrophorus electricus (electric eel), 1988 nucleotides long. RefSeq names its product Ras association domain family member 10b (gene rassf10b). Lineage: Eukaryota; Metazoa; Chordata; Actinopteri; Gymnotiformes; Gymnotidae. Gene Ontology annotation, biological process: signal transduction. The record is from RefSeq and is a predicted model, not a curated record.